This is a messenger RNA of Cuculus canorus (common cuckoo), 913 nucleotides long. It is a transcript of the gene MRPS6, whose product is annotated as mitochondrial ribosomal protein S6. Gene Ontology annotation, cellular component: mitochondrial small ribosomal subunit; ribosome. Gene Ontology annotation, molecular function: small ribosomal subunit rRNA binding; structural constituent of ribosome. Gene Ontology annotation, biological process: translation. The coding region runs from base 91 to 456 and encodes 121 amino acids. The transcript has 3 exons. Lineage: Eukaryota; Metazoa; Chordata; Aves; Cuculiformes; Cuculidae. The record is from RefSeq and is a predicted model, not a curated record.
UCCUCCUACUUCCACCCCCCUCCACCCCCCUCCACCCCAUCCUCUCUGCCCCUCAGCAUCCCCGCUCCUCCCGCUGCGGCCAGCUCUAAGAUGCCCCGCUAUGAACUGGCUUUGAUCCUGAAAGCCAUGCAGAGGCCUGAGACUGCAGCUGUGCUGAAGCGCACUGUUGAGGCUCUUAUGGAGAGAGGAGCCAUUGUGAGGAACCUAGAAAACCUGGGAGAAAGGUCUCUACCUUACAAAAUCUCCAAGCACAACGAGCGCCACAGAAGAGGAGGGUAUUUUUUGAUAGACUUAGAGGCCCCACCUUCGAUUGUAUCGACUAUGAUGGAUCAUUUAGGACGUGAUAUUGAUGUAAUUAGACGUGCUUUUAUAAAGUAUCCAGUUUCAAAGACAGAAGAAUGCAGUGGCAUAAUCCCAGUCAACAAUGAAGAUAAACUAAUUGCCAAGAAGAAGUGAAUGUUAGUUUAAAUAACAUGUUUGAAACUUUAUAAAAAUUCUUUUAUUCCUGCUCUGGAAAACAGUUGUGAUAACUAAUGUCCAUCAAAAAUAAUCAGUUUGGGCCAUAUUAUGUAUGUGGUAUAGUACACUAUCUUAAGUUAUUCUAACAUCUGACGUUUCUUUUUUUUUAAAAUAAUUUGAAUAGACUUAGUUUGUGUGCUUACCUUGAUACUUGACAAUUCCAAAAAUUGGUUUUCCUUUCUUUUAGAGUGUUACAUCGAUAAUGAAGAUCUAUUCAUCAACAGAAUGCUAAGAAUAGCAUUCUUUUCCAAAGACAGAUUACUUCAGAAUAUGUAUAUUUACAUAAGAGAUUAAGAAGUCUACACUGUAAAUACAGCAGUAUAGGAUGUGAUUUGUUGGAGGAUUUUUUUUGUUUGCUGUUGGAAAAAGGUAAUAAAAAUGUGAUUAAAAAUAA